Molecule: messenger RNA, 420 nt
Organism: Penicillium pulvis
Lineage: Eukaryota; Fungi; Ascomycota; Eurotiomycetes; Eurotiales; Aspergillaceae
Exons: 2
Coding region: 1-420 (139 amino acids)
Source: RefSeq, a predicted model, not a curated record
AUGGCCCCGGCAGGCUCAGUACAGAGGCUUGAGACAGCCUGGCGUGUCCAGCAAAUUAUGUCUAUAGGAUAUUCAGGCAUGGGUGCAUGGUGUCUUUUGCUUCCAUCGUCAGUCAUCGGCUUGUCCCUCGCUCCUCAACAUGUCUCUUAUGACCGCACUACAUUGCUACUUAUGCGUUGCUUUGGAGCGCAAGCGGCAACCUGUGGUCUACUCCUUGGGGCAGCUACUAUGACGAAGCGAAGUUUCACUGCCUUUGGUCUUGCCAUGAUUCCGUAUCUUGCAUUCAACGCUUGGUUUGGGAUUGGCCCUGGACAAGGGAUGUUUACCCCAUUGUUGUGGUUAGAUUUUGCUGGCAAUGUCACCUUUGCCUUGGGUUCAUUUUAUUGUGCUAGUCUUUUGACAGGAAUCAAAGAAGAAUGA